Molecule: messenger RNA, 714 nt
Organism: Penicillium verhagenii
Lineage: Eukaryota; Fungi; Ascomycota; Eurotiomycetes; Eurotiales; Aspergillaceae
Product: exosome non-catalytic core subunit CSL4
Exons: 1
Coding region: 1-714 (237 amino acids)
Biological process (GO): RNA processing
Cellular component (GO): cytoplasm; nuclear exosome (RNase complex)
Molecular function (GO): RNA binding
Source: RefSeq, a predicted model, not a curated record
AUGGCAACACCAAUCUCACCCGUGGCAAUCCCAGGCCAGCGCCUAGGGUCUGCUUCCAUUUACACCGCAGGUCCCGGAACACACAUUCAACAAUCCAAUAUCUAUGCCUCCAUUGCUGGUCCCGUCAUCGUGGAUAAUGCCGAACCCAAGACAGAAACAAAGCCAACCAUUCGAGUCUCAAGGGUCGUUCCAGCCACAAGUCGAGCUGCCUCAACGCCAAACAAGCCCAAAGAUCGAUACAAUACCCUCCCCGCAGUGGAUUCAAUCGUCUUGGCCCGUGUCACUCGCGUUCAAAAGCGACAGGCUACCGUCUCUAUCCUCGUUGUCCUGGACGAUGUCUCGCAAGACCCCUCACAGAAUACCUCCGACAAUGACAACGUUGCCUCCAUCUUGACCUCUGCUGCCAAUCCCGAGAACCACAGUAGCACCGACGAGCUGCGCUUCCAGGCUAUCAUUCGCAAGGAGGACGUCCGCGCUGUUGAAAAGGACCGCGUCGUUAUGGAUGAGAUGUUCCGCGUUGGUGAUAUCGUGCGUGGCUCGGUCAUUUCUCAGGGUGAUCAGAGUUUCUAUUAUAUCACUACUGCUCGCAAUGAUCUCGGUAUCGUCAUGGCUCGCAGCGACUCGGGAAAUAUGAUGUUCCCCGUCAGCUGGAAGGAGAUGCGUGACCCUGUUACCGGUGUUAGUGAGCAAAGAAAGGUUGCGCGCCCGUACUAA